AUGGAUGAGAGCUCGUAUUAUAGCGAUUAUACAAGAAUAGAAGAUGUAAGCGACAGGCAACGAUCAAGCAUAAUUAAAGUUAGAUUCAAUAAAUGAGAAAGAGGCUGUAGGUUUCCGAAGACAGGAAUUAUGAAAUUAUUCUAUAAGCAAAAAGAAGCUUAUGUAAAAGAAGCUAACUUUCUAAAAAUGGUUACCUCAUUCCAUCCAAAUACUGUAAAAUACUACCACGACCAAAUCAUUGGAAAAUUUUAUUGUAUAUUCAUGGAGCUAUGCAAGAAUGGUAGUAUAGCAAGCCAAAUCCAGAAUCGAAGGAAUUGGAGCAUUAAAUCAAAAGUAAGGAUUUCGUCUGAAAUAGUUGAAGCCUUAUCAGUCCUUCAUCAAAAAGAGAUAGCCCAUAGAGACAUAAAGCCUGACAAUAUUUUACUUACAGGAAAAGAUGAAAUAAGGCUUGCAGAUUUUGAUUUUAUGAAAGAAAUUCGUGUUAAUCCAAGUCCACACACUGUAGGUGGGACAGUUGAAUAUAUGUCUCCGUUUUUAAGAAAAUUGCAUAAGAUGGGCAUUGAACGAGAAGAAAGGAUUGACCCAUUCAAAGAAGAUGCAUGAUCAACUGGAAAGACUCUAUAUGAAAUAUUUACUUAUAACAGCCCAAAUUCACUUCUUGAAGAGUAUGAAUAUAAUAAAGCAGCAAUUUCAGAAGCAGAAUUAGAAAAUAAUGUAAAAAAAAGGGCCGAACUAGAGAUGAUAAACUGCGGAGUGCAAAGGGAGGUAAUUGAAAUAAUAAAAGAUAUGCUAGCAUUUAACGCAGAAAAUAGAAUCAAAAUGCUAGAAGCAAGUAAGAGAUUUAAAAAUCUUCCACCUGCAAAUGAAGAAACAAAAUCUAUAUCAGAUCCGAGCUGCACUGCUGAAAUUGCCACUAAAAAAGUAGUUGAAGCAAAAUACUUUUUACUGCCAUCUUCUUAUGAAGGUAAGACCGACUCACAAAAUGCUCAGAAAGCAUUAGAAUUUGUGUCUGCAAGCAAUCUUUCCUCCUUUUGCGCAUCAUCAAAUAACCCUCAAGUAAGCGAAGAAAAUAAAAGUUCUCAAGCCAGUGAAGUUUUUGAUGAUUGCAACCUAGAAAUUAAUAGAAUGAAUAUAAGCAACAUUAAAAGCACUACUCUGGAAACAGAAGAAAAUAAAUUUUUUAACCUAGAAAGCAUCAAAAACAUUUAUCAAACCUCAAGUAGGAAUUCUGAAAGUCUUGAGAAUGCAGAAAAUGAAGAAACUAAAAUGUUAUACAAGAAAGGGGAAUGCAUGAAAUUACCUUCAAUUGAGAGAAAAGAAAAUUUUGAAAAUUCUAAUCCAGAAAUAGAAAAAAAUAAUAUUUGCAUUAAUGAAGCUCAACUUUCAUUUGAAGUUGCUAAUUAUAAGAAAUCAUGUGAGAUAUGUAGAAAUGAGCUUAAUAUGCUUUGUGAGCAAUGCUGAGAUGUAGACUUAAUAACCUCUUUUAUAAAAGAAAAGAUUGAUAUUGGGUGCAAGUACUCAGAAAUUACUUGUAUUGGCUGUGAAAAUCAUUUUCCAAAAAAUAUAUUUGAAUGCAGGCUGAAGCAUUUUGGAAUAUUACCUGAUGAUUUUUUUUAA
Messenger RNA from Blepharisma stoltei, 1617 nucleotides. NCBI's taxonomy places the organism in Eukaryota, Ciliophora, Heterotrichea, Heterotrichida, Blepharismidae. The record is from the annotation of a GenBank genome assembly.